Molecule: messenger RNA, 3222 nt
Organism: Diplodia corticola
Lineage: Eukaryota; Fungi; Ascomycota; Dothideomycetes; Botryosphaeriales; Botryosphaeriaceae
Product: dna damage response protein
Exons: 2
Coding region: 1-3222 (1073 amino acids)
Biological process (GO): double-strand break repair via homologous recombination; mitotic G2 DNA damage checkpoint signaling
Cellular component (GO): Mre11 complex
Molecular function (GO): damaged DNA binding; protein binding
Source: RefSeq, a predicted model, not a curated record
AUGUGGCUCCUCACCCACGACGGCGACCACACGCAAAAGAAGCGCUGCUGGCUGCGACCCGGCACCUCGCACCUGCUCGGCCGCACGCGCAGCAACGACGUCGACUUCCAUUUCCACAUCGACCACAAAUCCGUCUCGCGCCAGCACCUCAUCAUCACCGUGCGUGACGUCGCCGACGCCAGGGCCGCUCCCGACGCCCUUUCCGCCCCGUCGGCAUCGUCGUCGUCGUCACCGUCACCAUGGUCGACACGUUUCGCGCGCUCCGAAGUCGUCCUGACGGAUGCCAGCAGAUUCGGGACGUGGCUCGACGGCGAACAGUUCAAGGGCUGCGAGCGCGUGGUGGGCAGCGCCGCCGGGAAGGGCUACCGGCGCCGCGGCCACGAGAGCCACGAGAUCAGGCUGGGCAAAUGGAGCGCCGCAUGGCGGCUGGAAUGGCAGCCGGUCGUGCUGACGGCGAGCCUCGGCGGUGGCGGCGGCGGCGCCACAAGCAGCAGGAAGGCGAAGACGAAGAGGAACAACAACGACGACGACGACGGCGCUGUCGCUGAUCAGGCCUCGUGCGCCGAGCUGCUGCGCGAGCGGCUCGCGCCGUUCGACGUCGCCGUCGUGCCCGAGUACGUGGCCGGGGUGACGACGCACGUGGUGGCGCUGAAGCGCAACACGCCGCGCGUGCUGCAGGCGCUGGUCGAGGGCGCGCACGUCGUGUCCGAGGCCUUCGUCCGGGCGCUGGAGGAGCGCGCGCAGAAGCGGGAGCCGGUCGUGGUCGCGGUCGGCGUCGAAGAGGUGCCGAGGGCGCCGUUGGAGGAGGACUUCGACGGCAAUUGGCCGCGCGAGCUGGACUUCGUGCCGCCGUCGGCGAACGAGCCGGUGGCGCGGCCGGCGGAUAUGCUUGCUCCGGACCCGCAGAGGGAGACGGUGUUUGCGGGGUACACUUUCGUCUUCAGUGACGGAAAUCAGUUCGCACAGCUCGGGCCGGUCGUGGAGCAGGGGACCGGGAAGGCGUUGCUGCGGGAGCUGGAGACGGGCUCUGACGACACCGACGGAUUCAUCCGAUACGUGAAGAGUGUUGCUGGAGAGAAGGGUGCUGGCGAGUUUGAAGACGGCAGCGAGGGCAAGGGGGUGGUGGUGGUGCGACUCACGGAGCCUCGUGGGAACGACGAAAAGUGGUGGAAGCGAUUCUACCAUUCUGUCGAUCUGGGAUUGAAUCAGCGGAGCAUCAACCAAAAUGAGUUUUUGGAUGCAAUCAUCACAAACGAUGCAUCGCCGCUGAGGCGACCGCUGGAGCAGGAAACGGAUGACGAGGCUGUUCCUAGCAGCAUUCCCGGACCGCCGCCGUCCACUUCAGUGGGUCCGUCUCAGAUGUCUAUUGUUGCCUCACAUGAAGGACAAACGCAGGCGGGUCAAUCGCAGAUGGAGGCUCCGCUGUCUUCAGAACCACCUGUGCCGAAGACUACCCGGAAAGGGUUCCGUCGCGCACUCACAGAAUCUAGAUUCAAAGGUUUUGAUGAUUUCGACCCAGACAUGGUACCGAAAAUACAACCUGUGUCGGAUGAGGAUGAUGAAAUGGAGCCGGGUCACGUCGACCAAUCACAAUGGUCAACGGCGCAAUCGCAAUACACUGGUAGGUCACAAGAUCGAGCAAGACACACUAGGGGAACGAAGAGGCAGCAUGAGCCAGUGGAAUCGGUGCACAUCUCUGAUGACGAUGACGCGAAUUCUAUCGAAAAGCUAUUCCCUGCCGCGUAUGCCAUGAAAAAGAGAAAAUUGGAACAGCAGCUCCAAGACGCAGCCAUGAAAGAUAUCCCAGAGGAGACGGAAGAGACACCGAAGAAGCCGCCCCUCGUCUUGCCUUCGGAGCUGCGUAAGUCGAAACCGGAGAAGGUGGUCAAUUCCAAGCAGCUGGCGCUGUUAGCACGAGAACGUCGUGAAAAGGAGGAAGACGGGCGGAAGAAGGACGAAGAGACUUUACGGGAAGCACUGGAGGGUAUGGACGUUGAUCAGAUGAAGGACUUGGCUAAAGUUGAGGUCAUGGAGAUUCUUCCUCGAAAGAACCUCGUCGAUGUCGAGGAAGGAAACAACGACGGUGAGCGUUGGAAGCCGGAGUGGAACGGCCGCAAAAAUUUCAAGAAGUUCCGAAAGAGCAAACCGGGCGACAAGGACAGCGGCUCGCAAGCUCCGCUCCGUUCGCGGAGAGUCAUCGUCCCCCUCGAAGAAGUGACGCUCGGCGCGGCCGAGGAUCCCUACCUGUUCGACAAUACCAGCACUUUCGACAGCAUCCGAACUAGGCCGCGGCCCGGCAAGACCGGCACUUUCGACAGCAUCCGCUCUCGGGCAGGCACUAGAAGCAUCGGCGACACGUCCGGCCAUCCAGGCGACACUGACGACGACGAAGACACCUCCUUCAGACGAAGCAACCUCCGCAGCGGCACCAACUCCCAACAGCAGCAGCGUGGCCGCAACAACGGGCCCGCCAGCGCAAUCGCCAUCGGUUCCGAGGACGAGGAAGAGCUGCAGGACCUCGACCCCGAGGAAAUCGCUGGCCGGCCCCGCAGCGAAAACAUCGCAUCCGCCCUGUCGCCGUCGACACGGUCGUCCAACAGACCCGGCACCGCCACGUCGUCGUCGUCAUCCAGCAGGACCAGCAGAGCGGCGGCGCACGCCAACAACAACAACAGCAACGACCCCCUCCCCCCCUCUCCUGAUUACUACGCCACCGCGAGCACCGCCCGCGGCGGCGGCGGCGGCGGCGGCGGCGGCGGCAGCAAACGGGCCGCCGACCCUCACCCGCCCCACCAUCAUCCUCCUCCUCCGUACUCGCAGCGCGACCCGUCCCCGUCCCCGGCGCUGAGCAGCCAGACCAUGGCGGACGGCAGCACGGAACACGCCAGGCCGGACAGCAAGGGGAGCGCGACGAGUGGGGUCAGUGGCAGCACGACGGCGACGGCGACGGCGACGAGGGGGGGCAAAAGAGGCGCCAUGGGUCCGCCGGCGCCUUUGGAGCCGCCGGCGAAGAAGCAGAAGAAGGCUGGGGGAACGGCGACGACGACGACGACGACGACGACGACGACGACGACGAAGCAAGGUGGGGGGAGGAAGAAGGUGGUGCCAUCGGCGCCGUUGGCGAAGGGAUUGGGAGUGGGGGAUGAGGAUGAUGAUUGGGAGGGGAGCGAUGAUGGUGAGGAUAGUGGAGGGGAGUUGAAGUUUAAGAGGCGGAGGUGGUGA